AAUUCGCGCUAUUGGAACUGUCAAUCUUAUGUGUUAUUUGUGUCUGAGCGGUUUUACCACAACAUUUCAGGCAAUUUCGUAAACAAAAUUUUCUAUUUCUACAAUGCCGUCCACACUUGAUCUGUGCGAAAAGUACUACGGCACUCGUGAUAUCUACGAUUUGAUGGGAAUCACAAAAGAUGCUAUCGAAAAAGAUGUGAAAAAGGCUUACUACAAAUUGUCGCUGCAAGUCCAUCCGGAUCGUGUACCGGACGAAGAAAAGGACGUCGCCACCGAAAAGUUUAAAGUUUUGUCCACUAUCAACUCGAUACUGACCGACAAAGACAAAAAAGCUCUGUACGAUGAGCAGGGAAUUAUUGACGAUAAUGACGACGAGGGUAAAUUGAGCAAUUGGUUAGAUUUGUGGCGAACAUUCUUCAAACCGAUCACCACCGAGGACAUCGACAAUUUUCAGCGCGACUAUGUCGGGUCUGAUUUAGAGAAAACCGAUCUGAAGAAGGCGUAUCUGAAUUGCAAGGGUUGCAUUAACGCGAUGAUGAAUUCCAUUCCAUUUAUGGGCGUGGAGGAUGAACCACGGUUCCAGGAAAUUGUUAAAGAUUGGAUUGCUGCUGGUGAAGUUCCCGAAUACAAAAUGUUCACCGAAGAGCCCAAAGCGAAGCGAACCCGUCGUCACAACAAAUACCGAAAAGAGGCGCUGGAAGCGCGUCAAAUCAAAGAGGAAAUGGAUGCGAAAAAUGCUUCAAACAGUCUCGAGCAGCAAAUUAUGGCUAGACAGAAAAAUCGCGGCACCAGUUUGAUCGAUUCGUUGAUGGCGAAAUAUGGUGGCGACGACAAGGAAGACGAUUCCGAACUGUUUGAUUACGAGGCGGAACUGAAGAAGCAUACGAGCAAAAAGACUGGAACAAAGAAAACGUCCAAGAAGAAGGAGAACGUUAAGGAACCAGUGCAUCAGAUCAAGAACGGACGGGUAAUUAAGACGAGAUCUUCGAAGUAGUUUGUAACUUUCAGUUGUUUUCAUCUUACGGUAUAUUUCUAGAGAUGAGUUAUUCGUUGUCGCAUUCAUUUCAUCUUACAAAAUAAGGUCGUCGAAAAAGGAAAAUCUUUUGUUCAUCAGUUAUGCACGAUGUUUGUUUGUAAAAAUAUAUAAAAAAUGCUUAAAUUGCUCCUAUUCCUCCUCCUCAGCUCCUAUAACGUAUCAGUCCCUCUCAAUAUAAUGUCAUUUUUCAAGAACGAAAUUUAUUUUACAAGUAAAGAAAACUGAAAAAAA
Molecule: messenger RNA, 1267 nt
Organism: Bradysia coprophila
Lineage: Eukaryota; Metazoa; Arthropoda; Insecta; Diptera; Sciaridae
Product: J domain-containing protein CG6693-like
Cellular component (GO): cytoplasm; nucleus
Molecular function (GO): heat shock protein binding
Source: RefSeq, a predicted model, not a curated record